AUGGCCCCAACGCUAAGGGCGGGUAGCGCCGACCCUUCCGUCGAGAAAGCCUGGGUAGCGGCGUGGACCCCUGUCCUUGCUUCCGCUGUUCUAGGUUCGGUGCUAACUAUUGCUGGCAUCUCUGUCUAUGUACGUUUCUUUCGCCGUUUCCCAACUUCGGACGCAGUGAGGCCCGUCGUCCUUGCUGAGAGGAGAUGGAUCAAGGGUGUUGUGACGAGGCAAGUGGUACGAAAACGUAACCGGAAGAAAGGCGAUAUCGUUGGGGAUGGUGAUAAUUUUCGACUGUACCACACUCCCGGCCCGCUUUGGAGCAAGUUUCGACGCGUGCCGGAUACGUCGAAAGAGCUUCAAAACAAGACGAUUCAUAUUAGGCUUUCGGCAGUUGAUGCGCCUGAGGCGGGUCACUUCGGCCGGCCACCCCAACCUUAUGCUUCUGAAGCUAUCGCUUGGCUCAAAUCACUUAUCCAGGGCCGUAGAGUUCACUGCCAACUCGUUAGAAGAGAUCAAUAUGGGCGUAUUGUCGCUAACGUCCACCUUCCACCUCGAAUACUACCCUCACCGUUAUUUACUGGGAAGAACGUGAGUUAUGAGAUGAUCCGUGCCGGGUGGGCAACUGCUUAUCUGCAGUCGGGGGCUGAAUACGGUGCCAUCGGCAAGGAAGGGUUCCUCAAGGCCGAGGCGGAUGCCAAGGCUGCUCGUCGGGGAAUGUGGGCGAAGGGGCUAUCCGUCGAGACCCCUGCUGAGUAUAAACGACGAUUUGCUUCGGAUCCCAUCAAAGGCGGCGCGCAAGUUCCCCAAACAACCGAGAGGACCACGGGAUUUCUACGGAACCUAUGGCCUUGGAGGAGCUAG
Molecule: messenger RNA, 852 nt
Organism: Cantharellus anzutake
Lineage: Eukaryota; Fungi; Basidiomycota; Agaricomycetes; Cantharellales; Hydnaceae
Exons: 7
Coding region: 1-852 (283 amino acids)
Cellular component (GO): mitochondrion; cytoplasm
Source: RefSeq, a predicted model, not a curated record